GCUUUAUUAUUGACAAGAUCUACAAUGUGGACAUUUUUUGUUUCAAUUUUUGUUUGCGGAGUUUGUUUUGCCGAGCGAAUUCAAUAUGCAACAGCAAUGCCAGUGGAAGUGCCAGAAAUUGAAAGAUUAUAUCCACCCGUGGAUAGUCCUAGACCGUUUUUUAAUUCGAUUGGGGACCUAAUUGGUUCAACAGGAUUUUUACCAAUCGAAAUAAAUGUUCCCGAUACAAUCACCAAUUUAAUCAACGGAAUACAAUCGAUUAGUGGAGGAAACCCAAUUGGAAAUGGAGUUAUACUAAACUCACUAGUACAAAGAUUUCCUUUUCUGCAAAAUUUUAGACCUCGUCCUAAUGCAUCGCCUUACAUUUUUUUAAUUUUGCCAAAUCCUAACAGAAAAUGGGAUAAUGGUAACAUAAAAAAUGCCCUUUAUCCUUUUGAUCCCAAUAGCGAGGAAUAUAGUAUGUUUUACCCUUAAUGAACUAAUUUUCUUAUUAAUUAAUACACACAGUGGGGUAAUUAAUUAAAAUAAAAACGUUGCUCUGGCAAAUGGAUGGUACUUGUAAUUAGUCAAUUUUGAGUAACUGACGAAUCAUCAUGUACCUACCCUUUUGACCUACAUAAAAAAGCGUAUACAUAUAUAUAGUAUACUUUACCUUUAUCUUAUUUAUUUAUUUAUUCCUUAAUUAGUAGACAGUUUGUAGGGUAGCAUUUAUCAUACAUAGACUAAAAUACAAAUACCGAUUGCAUCAUAUGUAAUUUAGCUAAUUAACAAAUAAUGUAGGUAUCUAAUAUAAAUAAUAAAAUAGUAAAUAGUGUUAACGAAGUAUUUAAUACACUUCUCGACAACUGUUUCGA
Molecule: messenger RNA, 854 nt
Organism: Agrilus planipennis (emerald ash borer)
Lineage: Eukaryota; Metazoa; Arthropoda; Insecta; Coleoptera; Buprestidae
Exons: 2
Coding region: 25-474 (149 amino acids)
Source: RefSeq, a predicted model, not a curated record